CACCGCAUCUCAAGACACGUGUCCACACAUUAUCACCCCAUGUCAGUCAUCCCGGAUUUAGUGGCGCGCAGUCAUGCCAUACACACCUAUAGGACAACACCGCCCGCACCGCCGCCAUCGCCGGUGGCCGACGACAACACCGCCGGACAGACAAUGAUAUUAGCGGUCGGGAGUGAAUCGCCAGCGAUGGCCACCGAAAUGAUAAUAAGGAGCGACUCGUCGACUGCGGCGGCGAUGAAGAGGAAGAGUUGCGAAGAAACGGAAGAGGAUGUGAGGCGAGAGGAGCGGAAGCGUCGGAACCGCGAGUCUGCGGCCAAAUGUCGCAAGAAGUUGAAGGAACGGAUGGACUCGUAUGUCGGCGAACACCAGAUUUCGGUCAAAUAUGACGGCGAAGAGGUCUGUCCACCGAUCGUAGUGCAGGCCGAGCCCACCGGAGAUGUGAACAAAAUUCAAAUUAAAGGCAAAUUUAAGGACAAACUGGCGGCCAAUGAGGAGACAACUAUUACAGUGGCGACCGAUAAGGCGGGCGGCAAUGGAGACGUGACCUGUCGGGUGACCCGAACCCAGUCGUCAUCGGAGACGUCAGAGUCGAGUACCGAAAGGUAUGAGACUUUGCCAGACGGCGGCACUCGUAUCAUAAAGACCACCAAACGUGAGACAAAGACAGCCACAUCUCGCGAAGUGCAGGACAACAUCGACUGCAAAGUGGUGGCCAACGGCGACGGCACCUAUAGUGUCAAGUAUAAGGUUCAGGAGCCGGGAGACUAUACCAUCGAAGUGAAAUACGGCGGACAAGUCGUGCCCAACGGGGUCUUCAAUUUCACGGUCAGUUAAAGUGAUAAUUACGGAGAGUUUGAAUUUGGCGGCCAAUCAAUUGUUAUUUGUUGGCCGACAAUUAUCUCACCUAGUUUAUCGGCACAUUUAUUAUAAAUUAUAAUUACUUUUAUUAUUAUUAUAUAAAUAUUUAUAAUACAUAAAUUAUAAACAAAAUAUUUAUAAAUCAAUAGCCGACACAUAAUUAGUUAUGAUAUACAGACAAAACACAUUGCAUUGCAAAUGCUAUUUAAACCAUUUUUGCUUUAACGUCCGGAAUAUUCUGUAAGAAUAUUUACGCUUUGUAUGUGUUGUUUGGCUUUGAUUUUAAUAUCAAUUUAUAUUUAUAAUUUUAAUUUCAAACGUUGCUGCGAUUUCGCUAUUUAUUUGCUAU
Messenger RNA from Medioppia subpectinata, 1207 nucleotides. The record is from the annotation of a GenBank genome assembly. Lineage: Eukaryota; Metazoa; Arthropoda; Arachnida; Sarcoptiformes; Oppiidae.